GCGCAUGAGCCGCGCGUCUCUUACCGCGCUUUUUUACGCGCCAAUUUUUACUGUCAAAAAAAUUAAUUACCUGUGAUAAAAAAAAUAAUUAAAUAUCUCUUUUAAAAUAAUGUAAUUGUUAUAAGUAAAUGUUAUAAAAAUAGUUGUGAUGGCGGCAAAUAAUAAAAAAAUGGGAACUAAGUGGUGUGCUGGACAAAAAACUUCAUCUGUGUAUGCGGGUUUGAUGCUAUGUAUUGGUGUGCCAUCAAUAUUAUGUAAUUUAGAUCUGCCGAAACCUCUGAGCUUCGACUCCAUAUACAAUAGUACCAGCUAUGCGCAAAUAAGCCAUAUUCUAAGUCCAUACAGCACUCCGUUUAAAUCUAGUUCUAACAAUAAUAGUCACAGAUAUGAAAACACCAAAGCGAUUAAUUUAGAAAACUUUAAUUUUAACGACAAACACGAUGGCAGAGAUGCUAAUAUGCUCGUUGGAUUUGCACACGAUCCAUUCAGAUAUUCUAUACCAGAAUCUGAUUAUCUUAAAGGUGUUAGAACAAUAGAUCCAAAACAGUAUUCAAAUAAAGGAGAUCGUGGGAAACGUGGAGUGUUCCAUCUCUACAACAUGUUGACCUGUGCCACUGGAUGUGAUCCCAUCUCGUACAAGGGCUAUGGUUGCUAUUGCGGUUUCCUUGGUUCCGGAAAACCUACAGAUGGGAUUGACAACUGCUGCAGACUACACGACGAGUGCUACGAGAACAUCUACUGUCCGGUCAACACGGUUUACUUUCAGCCUUACUACUGGAAGUGCUUCAACAGGCAGCCCCACUGCGCUCUAGAGAACUACCAGUCACGUCGCCAGGUCGGGAAUAGUUGCUCAGCCAGGUUAUGCGAAUGUGAUAGACGAUUCGCUAUGUGUGUCCGGAGGUAUUCAUGUCCCCGUGGUAGAGCGUUCUGUAGAUCUGAUCCGUUGAGGCUGCUUCAAAAUAUAUUGAUGUUCAGAUAGCCAUUUGGAAUUAGGUAUGUUCUUCGCCAAUUAAAACUAUUAUUUGCCGAUUUAUUCUAGGAUAAAAAUGGCUUAUGGAGCUUUAAAACCACUACUAGCAUAAGACAUUCUUAAUCCACAAUUAAGAGUAAGCAGUCAUAAAAAGAUUUAA
This is a messenger RNA of Vanessa atalanta (red admiral), 1130 nucleotides long. RefSeq lists its product as uncharacterized. Lineage: Eukaryota; Metazoa; Arthropoda; Insecta; Lepidoptera; Nymphalidae. The record is from RefSeq and is a predicted model, not a curated record. The transcript has 4 exons. Bases 149 to 979 code for a protein of 276 amino acids. Gene Ontology annotation, molecular function: calcium ion binding; A2-type glycerophospholipase activity. Gene Ontology annotation, biological process: lipid catabolic process; phospholipid metabolic process; arachidonate secretion.